Humulus lupulus (European hop) is the source of this 2710-nucleotide messenger RNA. RefSeq names its product zinc finger CCCH domain-containing protein 34. Bases 406 to 1866 code for a protein of 486 amino acids. Gene Ontology annotation, molecular function: metal ion binding; mRNA binding. Lineage: Eukaryota; Viridiplantae; Streptophyta; Magnoliopsida; Rosales; Cannabaceae. The transcript has 7 exons. The record is from RefSeq and is a predicted model, not a curated record.
AAAAAACAAACACGCUUUGAAAACUGAUAGAGAGAGAAAGUGAAAGAAAGUUGAGAGAGAGAGUGAAGAAAAACGCAGGCAAUCUAAGCUUUGCUUUCUUCUUCUUCUUCUUCUUCUGAGUGGGUAUUUGGUUCGAGUGAGAGAGUAAAAUUCUCUCUUUCUCUCUUUAGAAAGGAGGUUUUGCUUGAUCAGGGUUUAUUUGGUUUGGUUCUCAUUCCCAUUAUAUUCUCUCUCUGUAUAUAUAUAUAUCAAUAUUCAUAUAUUCUAGAACAAUCGGAGUUAUAAUCAAACUCAGUCUCUCUCUCUCUCUCUCUGUGUUGCUUCACACUCUCUCCCACCUGGCGACUGUGUUGUGAGCUUUGUUUUUGGGAGUCUCUCGAGAGUGUAAUCGAGAUAGACCGUACAAUGGAGAGGUACGGUCGGAAUACAACAGAAGGCGGGUCACAGUCCGAUCCGUCUCCGGAAUGGGCCGGUACCGGACCUGAAACAGGGCUCGAAGAGUCUGUUUGGCAAUUGGGUAUGGGUGUUGAAGAAUCGUACCCAGAAAGACCCGAUGAGGAUAAUUGUAUCUUCUAUAUGAGAACUGGGUAUUGUGGGUAUGGCGCAAGGUGUCGGUUCAAUCAUCCCCGAGACCGCGCGGCGGCUAUAGGAGCUGCCAGAGCUGGUGGAGGGGAGUUCCCAGAGCGACAUGGGCAGCCUGUGUGCCAGUAUUAUAUGAGGAAUGGGACAUGCAAAUUUGGUGCUUCUUGUAAGUACCAUCAUCCUAGAUACGGAGCAGGUUCUUCCGGCCCUCUUUCACUAAAUUAUGAUGGAUAUCCAUUGCGGCCGGGUGAAAAAGAGUGUUCCUACUACGUGAAGACUGGACAGUGCAAGUUCGGUGUGUCCUGUAAAUUUCAUCAUCCCCAUCCUGCUGGUAUGCCACUUCCAGUCCAAUCACCUGCAACUCAAGUUCCACCAGCACCUACGCCAGUUCAUGGACCUACAUUAUAUCCCCCAAUGGCAUCUCCAUCUGGUUCCUCGUCACAACAAUAUGGAGUUGUUGUUGCAAGGCCUUCUAUGGUACAAGGUUCAUAUGUUCAAGGCCCUUAUGGUCCUAUGUUGAUAUCCCCUGGCAUGGUACCUUUUCCGGGUUGGGGGGGUUCUUACAUGACAUCUAUAAGCCCAGUACCCUCCCAUAGCAAUCAACCCCCUGCUGGUUCAGCACAAGUUUAUGGGUUAACUCAAGUAUCUCACCAAGCACCUCCAUAUACUGGAACAUAUCAGCCUGUUGCUUCUCCUGCUGUUCCUUCAGUCAGUAGCCAGAAGGAACUCUCAUAUCCAGAAAGACCUGGACAGCCGGAUUGCCAAUAUUACAUGAGAACUGGGGACUGUAAAUUUGGAUCUUCGUGUAGGUACCACCAUCCACCAGAUAUUAUCUCGCCGAAAACAACUGUUGUCCUAAGCUCUGCUGGUCUUCCUAUGCGUCCGGGUGCUCCGCUGUGCACUCACUAUGCUCAACGUGGAGCAUGCAAGUUUGGGCCAGCAUGCAAAUUCGACCACCCACUGGGAACACUAAGUUAUAGUCCAUCAGCUUCUUCUCUUUCUGAUAUGCCAGUCGCUCCUUACCCAGUUGGAUCCUCAGUUGGUACACUAGCACCAUCAUCCUCAUCUUCAGACUUGCGUCCUGAACUCGCUUUAGGAUCCACUAAGGACUCUACUUCAGCCCGAAUGUCUUCAUCAAUGAGCAGUUCUAGUGGAUCAGUUGGCUCAACAUUUUCAAAGGGUGGUCCUGUCUCCCAUGUGAGUCUUCAACAUCCUGCUCAGAUUACUGGCACUUCAACUGGUGGCAACACCAGUACUAGCUCAGAACCUCCUACUUCAAGUUAAGCAAUUUCCCAUUCUUCUUUUUUCUUGAAAUUUCCCCAACCAAAGCAUCAUUUUUUUCCCUUUUUGGUGCAAGUCCUCUAAUAGAGGCUUCAUAUCUCACUUAUCAUGGUUUCACAAAACUCCUAGAAUACAAUCUUGCUCUGUUCAUUUCUGUGUUCAUAUAAUCUUUAUAUUGGCCAUCCUUUUAAUUUCAAAUAACCGAUGGCCAACCCUCAAAAACUUUAGCAGCCUCGUAUAGCCUUCCAAUUUGCUCAUCAAUAACCAUGAAAAAAAAAUAUAUUCUUGCAGUUCUGUUAGGCAAAAUCUGAAUCCAGAUAUCCACUUUAAAGAGCUGUUGUGUUUAUUGUGCUCCAUUCUAUUCUCUUUCAAAAUGAAAGAUUAGUUCCACGGUGCUCUGCCUUUUACACUGACCGUGUUUUUCGUGUCUAUCCUUUUCAUUUUUUUCUUCUUCUCUUUUAUAGUUUAUUUUCAUUUGAUUUCGGAGCAAGCUUCAUAUUGAACUUAGCAUUUGAGGGUCUUGUUUCCCCACCUUUUUUGUCCAAGGGUCUGCUGUGAACAAGACAAGUACUUCUGAUUCAGAGAGACCGCAAGAAGCCAUCAGAUGCUAUACUAUAUAUAAUGAUAAGAUAUACAUGGACCAUGGUAUGUUGUUGUGGCUACAAAAAAAUGCUUGACCUGUUUAUUUUCAAUUUUAUUAUGAAAUACAAAACAAUAUAUGAAGAAGCAACUCUUGACUCUGCAAUAAUUGUUGUUGUUCUUCUUCUUCUUUUGUCCCCGUUUUAUUAGGGGGAUUGAUACCUGUUCCUGAUAAUUUGCUUUAUUUGAUACCAAAAUAUUAGCUUGA